Messenger RNA from Miscanthus lutarioriparius, 2343 nucleotides. The record is from the annotation of a GenBank genome assembly. Lineage: Eukaryota; Viridiplantae; Streptophyta; Magnoliopsida; Poales; Poaceae.
AUGGCGAGCGAGGCGAAGGAGAUGAAGUACAGGAGGAGGGGCAGGGUCCCCGACCCGCCGUCCGAGUACGGGCAAUGCAGCGACCGGAGCGGCGCGCUGGACUGGGCCGCGCUCAAGCACGACCCCGCGGAGCUGCUCCGCAAGCUCGACGAGAUACGGGACCAUAUCACCCGCUCCUGCGAGCUCAUGGGCCAGCCGCCGGAGCGCCACCGCGUGAUGAGCCGCCGCACGGUCUCGCUGCGCCCCUCGUACGCCGAGCCGCCGCCGCCGCCGCACGCGGCAGACCGGAGGCCGCCGGACCACUACCGCUCGCGCUAUGCCGGCCGGUACAGGACUGGUUUGGCACCGAGUUCGUAUGACCAGCUGCAGCGCUCCGUCUCCGACGAGACGUACGCCAGGCAGCCCAGCGGGCGGUUCCGGCAGCAGUACCAUGAGGGGAAGCGGGAGAGCUACGGCUUUGCCCAGGGGAGGCGCCAUCACAGCGCUUGCCAGUGCGCGCAGUGCCUUCAGAGCCAGCGGGCGGUGGCGGCGCCGCCCGAGGAGCACAUCCUGAUGGCCAGGUACUUCGCAGGGCAGCAGGGGCAGGGGUCCUUUCGCUUUGAUAGAUCCCAGCCAAUAUCGUCGGAGCUUGACCAGAGUUCGGUGGCUUCAUCUCUGUACUCGCACCUUUCCAUGUCGAAGAGGAGGGUCGAGUAUUUCAGGAAGAAAGCAGAGAAAUCUUGCCAGCCGAUGAGGGGCGCUGCACCUUUUGUUGUGUGCACCUCCUGUUCCCAUCUUCUGCAGUUGCCUCAGGGGAAAUUCACAGGCCGGAAGAAGAAUCAGGUUCAGUGUGGUACAUGUUCUGAGAUCAUUACUUUCAAGCCUAAGGAAGUGAAAGUUCAUCCUGUGAUCCCGCUGUCAUCUUUCCUUGUAUCAAAAAGUGUCAGAACUAGAGGCUCCAAUCACUGGGAUGCCAAGAGUUCCAGGUGGUAUCAACAUCAGGAUGAUGACAACUUUAAUUUCUAUAAGCUGCAAGCACACGACAUCCACCGACAGAAGAAGGAUUUUGCUGACAGUAUGUCGCCAUCUUCUACCGCGAGUUAUGAUAGAACAGACAGUGAGCAUGGGUCAAACAGGAGCAUUCAGUUAAAAUCAGUGCCUACCAGCAGGUCUAGAUUUUCAAAUGACCCAAAGGAUAUAUUAUGUCAAGGAGAUACAGGCAGUCAAGUGGAAGCUUCAGGACAGUGUACAGUCAGUCCACAGGGUCCAAUUUUAGUGGACAAACAAAUUGAUCCGUUCUCCAGUCAAAGGAAAGAUUAUAGUGGUGGAACUCAAAUCAAAAGAAAGGAAUAUGACAUAAAUACCAAAUCAGAUUAUGAAGCCAAUGCUAGAGAUGAAAGUCUCAGUAGGAAAUGCAUACAGAAGAGCAAAGAAGGCCAUAAGGUUGGGCUUGGAGAUGAAUUCAGUAAUGGAAGAACACAUGAACAAAAAGGUAGACACGGUAAUAUUGGCAGUCCUGAAGAUGGAAUCGUGGGCAACAAAUACAAACAUAAGACCAGUAAUGUUGUUACUAGCAGCCCUGAAGAUGAAGAUAUGAGCAUCAAGCAUGAACAUAAAAGUAGCUUUAGAGUUGAAGAACUUAGUAAGAGAGAUGACAAAUGCAACAAAAAGGAUGGCAGCAAUAUUCUUGAAGUUAAGAGCAUAGCUAGGGGAUGUGAACAAGACAGCAUCAAAGAUGACUGUGGGAAAUUGCUGCACUCAGGUAGUAGAAAUGGCAACAGAGCAGCCAAGAAUGAUUCAUCAGUUAAGGAACACACAAAUUCAAUUUCUCGUGUGUCUUCGGAGGCCGAGUUAGAUGAGAUACAAUCUUCAGUUGGUAAGAAUGGGGAUUCAUCCUUUUUUACUGGUUUCCUGAAGAAAGGUUUAAAGGACCUUUCUUUAUUCAACCAGUCUGUAGACAGUGCUAAGGUUUCAAUCAAUGGUCAUCCAAUCUCUGAAAGAGCUCUCCGGAAAGCAGAGAAGAAAGCUGGACCAGUUGGCCCUGGUUCAUAUUGGUACGACUAUCGUGCUGGAUUUUGGGGUGUCUUUGGACAAGAAUGUAGAGGCAUUAUACCACCAUUUAUAAAAGAAUUCAACUAUCCGAUGCCCAAGAAUUGUGCUGGUGGUAAUACUGGAGUUUUUGUAAAUGGCAGAGAGCUCCACCAGAAAGAUUUUGAUUUGCUUGUAGGGAGAGGGCUCCCUCGUAUACCUGGAAAGUCAUAUUCUGUUGAGAUAUCAGGAAAUGUGAUCGAUGAUACGACUGGCACGAAGCUACGUGGUCUUGGAAAGCUUGCUCCCACGAAAUGUGCAGUAAUUAAUGCAUGA